CCGCCCCGCCCCCUUGGCUUGCCUGCCUGCCCUGGGCCCGCCCGAGGCCUGGGAGGCGUCUGGAAGAGAUGCUCCGAGCCAGCCUCCUCCUGGAAGAGUCGGGGAAAGGCCCGAGGGAGGCAGAGGGAGGGGGCGGGGGGAGAAGGGGAAAGGGGAAAAGGGAGGGAGGAGCGUGAGGGAGGGGUCCCAGGCCCCCGCCCCGCCCAGGCCGGCUUCCCCAAUCCCCGCCUCUGAUCCCGUCGCCCCAGCAACCAGGACCACAACAGAGGGGGUAACCGGGAGGUCCGUGUCCAGACUGGUAGGGCCCCGGGUGCCCCUUCCCCCACCCCCAGCUUCCCAACCUGGAUCCUCCACUGCCCCCCAAGAGCCCCCCAAGCAGACUUCUCCCCCCAGCCACCAUGCCGCUGGCCAGCAGCGUGCUCUCGGAGGACAGCGAAGCCUACUUGGAUAGCUCAGCAGAGGGGGAGCUGAGCCGCCUGCAGAGACAAUGCCGGGUGAUGGAGGGGGAGCGGCAGGCUUACGGCCGGGCGACCCAGCAGCUGAUACACAAGCAAAUGGUGGAGAUCCAUCGGCUGCAGCAGGAGCAGACUGAGCUUCAAGUGAAGAUAAAGAUUUCGAAGAGCCAAGCUCGGAGGCUUCUGGACCAGGAGCGGGAGAAGGGCCUUCGAAGCCUCCUGGAGCGCAGGCAGCAGCUGUACAAGGAGGUGGUCCAGGAGCAGGAGCACCUGAAGACGCUGGACCAACAGAUUGCCAAGUGGGAGAGUCGAGUGUUGACGCAGCUGAAGGAUCUCAGGGGCCCAGGCUUAGUCCUGCAGAAGAAGGCCCAGAACUUCCACAGAGUGAAGGUCUUGGAGAACCAGCUAGACCGGGCCAACACACGCUUUGACACCCAGCUGGUGAGGAACAGGGUCCUUCGGGAAGAGCUGGGUUUGCUGCACAUUCAGAGGAAUCGUUUUCUGCAUCUUGACCACCAGCUGAAGAAGGAGCUACAGGACAUCCGCUUCAGCAUUCAGUGCCACAUAGACAAUUCCAAUGCAGCCUUUGAUGCCAGGGAGGAAGCCAAGCUGAAGCUGAGCCAGCUGCAGGAGAAGCUGGACAAAGACUUGAGUCAGUACAGUGCAGAGCUGCAGGUGGUCCAGAGGCAGAUCUGCCACCUUGAGCAGCUGCACAACUUCCUGGCUACCAAGAACCAGGAGAGAACUGUGGAUGAUGCGGUGAUGGCGGCCCGGCACAAGCGGGCGCAAGAGGCGGCCGAGGGCCUCCACAAGACCUCGUUCGAGAAGGCCAUUGUGCAGUACGAGGAGGUGCUGGAGAAGCUGGGGGAGAUCACGGGCCACAGCCAGGCUGACGACAUUCUGAAGACUUAUUUGGAGAAUGAGGAAAGAAACUUUGCCGAGUUCACUUUUAUCAAUGAGCAGAACUCCGAGAUGGAGAAGCUCACAGAGGAGACCCAGCAGAUCCAGGAUGCCCUGGCUCAGCUGACCUUGGCCCAAGAAGAGGCUGAGCGGGGGUCCAAGUGUCAGCAGCUUGAUGCCCUGGAGCAGCGCAAGGUGGCCUUGGCCAAGGAGGCUGAGGCGGUAGAGGACAGGCAGGACAAGAUAAGCAAGACGCUAGACCAGCUGAAGGCUGCCACCAAGUCUUUGUUCUACAAGGCCAAGUGUGAUGACACCAGGCUCAAAGAGCUCCUGGGAGGCAGCCACAUGGGGAGCAAGAUAAUGGAGUUGCUUCUCAGCCUCAUCGAGCAGCGAGUGAUGGACCUGCUGGCCGCCCAGGCCUUCGCCAGCUUCUCGGUGGGGAAGGAUUACAAUAUGGCUGAGGCAGUCAGGCCCUUCCAUCCAAGGGACGAUCCAGCGGGGCUGGAGCAGAUGGACGAACGGCCCCUGACUCGGGAGGAGAUUUUAGCCCAGGUCCUCAAGGCGAUGCAGGAUCGGGAACUGGUCAAGGAGCAUACAGCCACGACCUUGCACUUGAGCAAGAGGGCAUCAGAAAAACCUGCCGUGUAGGCAUUUGGCCUCACUCUACUUGGAGACCUGUUCUCUCUUGUUGCCCAGCCCCUCCCCCCCCACGUACAAGGCUCCCAACUUUCUGUCUCUCUGCAGCCCUGGGAGUCCUUGGCUGCCCAUCUCUGGGGGUGUCACAGUCUCCUGGUGGUUGUGCCUCUCCCUUUCCCGAGUCUUUGCUUCCUUCCAUCCCUUCCCAAGUUCAGAGCACAGCCAAGGCCUGGGAGGCCUGGGUGGAGAUGGCGGGGUGGGGUCCAGCAAUGCUGUGACCUCAGGGAAUAAAAGGUACUCACCCCA
Messenger RNA from Vombatus ursinus (common wombat), 2297 nucleotides. RefSeq names its product coiled-coil domain containing 114 (gene ODAD1). Gene Ontology annotation, cellular component: axoneme. Lineage: Eukaryota; Metazoa; Chordata; Mammalia; Diprotodontia; Vombatidae. The transcript has 13 exons. Bases 399 to 2003 code for a protein of 534 amino acids. The record is from RefSeq and is a predicted model, not a curated record. Gene Ontology annotation, biological process: outer dynein arm assembly; cilium movement.